AUGGCCGCCCCCCAAAGCUCUUCGGGGAUGUUUUGCAGCAUCUCAGGCAUCGUCCCUGACGUGCCUGUGGUGUCCGCCAAGAGCGGGCACAUCUUCGAGAGGCGUCUCAUCGAGCAAGCGUUGGAAGCUUCCGACGGGCGAUGCCCUGAAACAGGAGAGCCUCUCUCCACGUCGGAUCUGAUCGAGAUAAAAAAGUCUGGGACAGUAGUCGAACCUUUAGUGCCGGCGGAGGUGUCGGUGCCCGGAGUACUGAGACAUCUACAGAAGGAGUGGGAUACGACGAUGCUGGAGUUGCAUCAGGUCAAGACGGAGCUUAAUGAAACAAGAAAGGAGCUAGCCAACGCGUUGUAUAAAUAUGAAACGGCGGAACGCGUAAUCGCAAAGAUGAAUCAGGACAUGAAAGAAAGUGCUACGGCGCGAGCUUCCGACGAGGUACAAACUGAUGAAACGAACGGGGCUAGGGUCGAGGCGGCGGCAGCAGGCGAGGUGAAGAAGGACGCGACUCAAGACAGCAAGACGAGCGACAGGGUGAUGGUCAAGGACAAAGUGGUGACGGGCAGAGACGCGACUGCGGACGUGUCAUCAUCGACAAGGACGGAAUUUCCAGAGGAACUGCUGAAAAAGGUGAAGGCGCGGUCCGCCGAGCUCCAAAAAAAGCGGAAGGAGCGGAAGGUACCGGCGUCACACGCUCGGGCAGAUACACUGAAAUCGCUAUCGGAGACUGGGCAAGUGGCAGUAGAUGGAUCGGAAGCGACGGUGACAAGCUUGGCGCGGGGGGCGGACGGGUUGAUGUACGGCGGGACGAGCAGCGGGAAGCUAAUGACUUUGGAUACACGAGGAAUGGGAGUGGUGGGAAAAGCCGUGGUGGGACAUACAGACGGGGGUGUGAAGAGGGUGAGAUGGGAUGGGGAGAGGGUGGUAAGCUGCGGUGCUGGGUCGGUGAAAAUAUGGGAUGGGCAGACGUGGGAGCAGUUGGGAGGGUGGGAGGAGACUGGGGAGGUUGUGGAUGUGGACGUGCACCCAACGAAAGAGGUGGUUUUUGUGGUUCUGGCAGAGGGGAAAUGGGUGUGGCGGGAGCUCGGCGGGCGGGUUGUCUGUGAGGGACAGGGAGGGGAGGGGUACGGGAGCGGGGUUGUGCAUCCGGACGGGAUGGUGUUUGCAACUGGGCGGACCGACGGGGUGGUGGAGAUGUGGGACUUGCGGACUAUGAAGUGCGUCGCGGAGCUCGGGGAACGGGGGGGGAGGGUGGUGUCGUUGGAGAUGAGCGAGAAGGGGUACUACAUGGCGAGCUGCCGGGACGGGCGGGUGUCGCUGUGGGACCUGAGGAAGCAGACGGUAUCGGGUGAGGUAGGGAUGGAGGGCGUGGUGGGGUUAGCGCUGGACGGGGUGGGUGAAUUUGGGGGUGCAGUGGGGGCGGGCGGCGUGGCGGUGUUCAUGGGGAAGAAGAAGACGAAGACGGUGGUCAAAGUGCCGAUGCACAAGUGGCAGGUGGGGGGCGCAGGGCGGCAGGGGUGUGCGUGGGGUGACGACGCAGGGUGCAUUGUUGUAGGUGGCGCGGACGGGACCGUGCGGCAGUACGGGGCCGGUGUGCAGUGA
This is a messenger RNA of Chondrus crispus (carragheen), 1596 nucleotides long. Its product is annotated as Putative Pre-mRNA-processing factor 19. Gene Ontology annotation, cellular component: U2-type catalytic step 1 spliceosome; cytoplasm; Prp19 complex. Gene Ontology annotation, biological process: mRNA splicing, via spliceosome; protein ubiquitination; DNA repair. The record is from RefSeq and is a predicted model, not a curated record. The transcript has a single exon. NCBI's taxonomy places the organism in Eukaryota, Rhodophyta, Florideophyceae, Gigartinales, Gigartinaceae. Gene Ontology annotation, molecular function: protein binding; ubiquitin protein ligase activity. Bases 1 to 1596 code for a protein of 531 amino acids.